AUGAAAACGAACAACCCACUCAGCACCGCGGUGGUGUCAUCAGGGUCGAGUGAGUCUGUAAGUGCAAAUUGUCUACCAAACUACCACCAUAACUUCACCUAAUCUGAGCAGUUAGGGCGAAAAUGGCGACGAUCACCACAGCUCCACGAAGUAGACGACUACCCACUUUUCACAUUUGCCGUAAACUUUUCAGCACGACUCAAGCUCUCAACAAUGGCGAAAACCAAGAAGAAAAUGGAGCUGAAAUUGAAUCGGCAAUGGUGAAUGAUCUAACCUCUAUACUCCGUGAAAAACCCCAAAAUUCAUGGAAAAACGCAAUUGACAAAUUCUCCUUGAAUGGAAACCUCAAACUUCAACCUCGCCAUGUCGAAAAAUUAUUACUCCAAAAUUUAGAUAACCCUAGAUUAGCUCUUCGUUUUUUCAACUUCUUGGGUCUUCAUUACAAUUUUUCUCAUUCAAUUGCAUCGUUUUGUAUACUUGUUCAUGCCCUAGUAAAUUCAAAUUUAUUCUGGCCUGCGUCUUCUCUUUUGCAAACCCUAAUUAAUCAGCACCAUCGUCAUUACCUUGAUCCAACUCAGAUUUUUUAUGAGUUUUCUCGGGUGUUUAAAGAUUUUGGGUUCUCUUCGUUUAUGGGUUUUGAUUUGUUGAUCCAGAAUUACGUGAAUAGCAAAAGGGUAUUAGAUGGAGUUGUUAUUCUUAAGCUUAUGGUGGGGAAUGGAUUUGUUCCUGAGGUUAGAACUCUUAGUGCUUUAUUUCAUGCAUUAGUUGGAAUUCGACGAUUUCGUGUAGCUAUUGAAUUGUUUGAUAAGAUCUUCAAUGAUUUUGAUUGCAUUCGUCCUGAUGUUUAUGUAUAUACUGCUAUUAUUCGUAGUUUGUGUGAAUGUAGAGAGUUAGAUAGUGCAAUUGAGACCGUUCGUCAUAUGGAAGUGAGUGGGUGUGAGUUAAGUGUUGUACCAUAUAAUGUGCUGAUUCGUGGGUUGUGCAAGAAAAAUAGGGUUUGUGAAGGAAUUGAAAUUAAGUGUUCACUUGGUCAAAAGGGUUUGAGUGCUGAUGUAGUUACAUAUUGCACGUUAUUGCUUGGAUUAUGUCAUGGUGGAGAGUUUUUGAGGGCGGUGGACAUGACAAGAGAAAUGGUGGAAUUGGGUUUUGUUCCUAGUGAGGGUGUGGUUUCUGUUAUUAUUGAAGGGCUUAGGAAGAAAGGGAAGAUAGAUGAUGCUUUUAAUUUGGUUAAUGAAUUGGCCGGGCUUGCAGUCGUGCCAAAUGUGAUUGUAUAUACUGCUUUAAUCAAUUCUCUUUGGAGAGAUGGUAAACUUGAACAGGCAGAGUCACUGUUUCAGAGUAUGGAACAGAGAGGUUUGGCCCCAAAUGAAGUUACUUUUUUGGCUAUGAUUGAUUCAUUCUGUAAGCAAGGAAGGCUUGAUGACGCGCUUAGUUUACUUACUAAAAUGUCAGAUUCGAAAGUAAAAGUUACAGACUAUGCUUACAAUUCAUUGAUUCACGGGCAUUGUAAGUUUGGGAAGUUGAACAUUGCUGAGUUUCUUUAUAAAGAAAUGAUGAGCAAGAAACUGGCACCAACUGUGGUUACUUAUACAUCCUUGAUUAAUGGAUAUUGCAGAGGAGGAGAGCUUGAUAGGGCAUUUGGGUUCUUUCAUGAGAUGAUAGGGAAGGGCAUUGCACCCAAUACAUAUACAUAUACUGCACUAAUCUGUGGUCUUUGCCGUGCAAGGAGGAUCGAUGACGCUAUUGAUUUAUUCAAGGAAAUGGUUGGGAAAGGUGUCAUUCCUAAUGAGGUGACUUUUAAUGUUAUGAUUGAUGGCUAUUGUAAGGAAGGUGAUAUCACAAGUGGUUUUCAAUUACUGGACGAAAUGUUAAAAAGCGGCCUUGUUCCAGACACGUACACCUAUAGGUCCUUGAUAUCUGGCCUGUGUUCCGCUGGCAGAGUGUAUGAAGCCAAAAACCUAGUGGACAAUCUUCAUAAGGAAAACUUUGAAAUGAAUGAGAUGUGUUUCAGUGCCCUUUUGCAUGGGUACUGCAAAAAGGGAAGAGUACAAGAUGCAUUGUGUGUUUAUGGUGAGAUGUUAGAGAGGCAAAUCAAAAUGGAUCUUGUCUGUUAUUCAAUACUUAUUGAUGUUACACUGAAACAGAAUGAUAGAGAAAGAUUAUUGCUGAUCUUAAAGGAGAUGAAUCACAAGGGAUUGAAACCUGAUAAUGUGAUCUAUACAAGUAUGAUUGAUGCCUACACUAGAGCUGGAAAUCUUAAGAAGGCAUCCCAACUUUGGGAUAUAAUGGUUAGUGAAGGAUGUGAACCCAAUGUUGCCACCUAUUCUGCAUUUAUCAAUGGCUUAUGUAAACUGGGAUUUGUAAAUAAAGCAUAUAUAAUGUACAACAAAAUGCUCACAAAUGACACCAAUCCUAAUCAGAUUACUUAUAGCAGCUUUCUUAGCUAUUACACCAGCAUAGGGAAUAUGGAUAGUGCUUUACAGCUUCAUAAAUUGAUGCUUAAGGGGGGUUUAGCCAACACAGUGACAUUCAACAUAUUGAUACAUGGGUUUUGUAAACUUGGUAGGAUUGAGGCGGCGUUAGAGCUUAUAGGAGAGAUGAUAGAAAGUGGUAUUAAACCCGAUUGCGUAAGCUAUUCCACUAUAAUGUACGAGUACUGUAAAGCUGGUAAUAUGCAAGAAGCUUUUAGGAUAUGGGACUCUAUGCUAAGUGAGAGCUUAGUUCCUGAUGCAGUGGCUUAUAAUUUCUUGAUAUCUGGCUGCCGUUUGUCUGGAGAUGUCGAGAAGGCUGCUUUGUUGAGGGAUGACAUGAUAAGAAAAGGCAUAGAAAAUAUUACAAUUCCAUAACAUUUUUUGUAUUUGGUGGUCAAUGGACUCUAAGAGGCAUGCACAUGUUCUGCUGUUAGACGUCUUGGCCGCUACUUGGUUCAGAGGCACGCCCUAAAGCGAGUGCCUUGGUUGGCGAUGGGUUGGGCCCCUAGAUAAGGCAAGGUGUUUCUUCAAGGCAAACGCCUCACAUCGCUCUAUUGUGCGUAAGGUGAGCAUUUUAGAGUACCUUUUGGUCUUGGUCUCAAAAGAAGCCCAUUUAAUGCCAGCACUUAUUCGUUACCUGUAUUCUUUCUCCUUUUUGUUUGUUCUUUUCAAAGAACAGUGAAUGAUUCCAGGGAGGAUAUAUCAGAGUGAAAGCAACUACAUUUAGAUACUCUGGAUAUUGAAUGUUUCAAGGCUUUUUAUAAAUGAAGUUUAAGUUGGAAAUAGGGAGUAGCUCUCGCUUAGCCUCAAAAAAAUGGAAAUUCUCAACUGGCUUGGAAAACAUAGCAAAUCGCAACGAGUAUUGUCGGAACGCCACUUCGUAGCAAAAAGGAGAGUUUUCCUACUGUGACAAGACCUCUCAUAUUUACGCUACUUGAUAGCAAAAGAAGAGUUUUUCUACUAAGACAAGACAUGAUUUUCAUAUAUCUACUUUUAUAUGCUAAAGUGUUGAUGCCAAAGAUGGAUGGCUAAUCUAAGUUAAUCUAUUGUUAUCCUAGGCUAGUUUAUCACAAAGAUGGAUGUGUUGGAUAUUUAAUUAAGAAAACAAUUUUCAUGCUAAGGGACACCCUUUUUUAUAGGCAAAAGCUUUUUGAAACUCAACCUAAUCAAAGAAAAAAGAUUUUCGAAUUUCUACGUGGA
This is a messenger RNA of Amaranthus tricolor (Joseph's coat), 3671 nucleotides long. RefSeq names its product putative pentatricopeptide repeat-containing protein At5g59900. NCBI's taxonomy places the organism in Eukaryota, Viridiplantae, Streptophyta, Magnoliopsida, Caryophyllales, Amaranthaceae. The coding region runs from base 123 to 2846 and encodes 907 amino acids. The transcript is spliced from 4 exons. The record is from RefSeq and is a predicted model, not a curated record. Gene Ontology annotation, molecular function: protein binding.